CGCUGGAGAGGGGCGGCGCUGGGGGCCGGCCAUGAUCGCGUCGUGCCUGUGUUACCUGCUGCUGCCGGCCGCGCGCCUUUUCCGCGCCCUCUCAGAUGCUUUCUUUACAUGUCGAAAAAAUGCCCUUCUGGCAAAGAGCCCGUCCCCCCAGGUAGAGGGUAACUUUGCCAUGGCCCCUCGGGGCCCUGACCAAGAGGAGUGUGAGGGCCUGCUGCAGCAGUGGCGAGAAGAAGGGUCCAACCAGGUGCCCUCAACUGUGAGUGAGGGUCCCCUUGCAGAAAAGGGAUUAGCCGAGAGCAGUCUGGCACUCCUGAUGGAUAAUUCUGGAGAACAGGAUGCAGCUUCAGAUGACAAGUGGUCCAGCAGGCAGCUGAGUGACCUGCGGGCAGCAGAGAACCUGGACCAGCCUUUCCCCGAGGUUCUAGGGGAGGAACCACAGUCAGAGGUUGAGGGCCCCUUGUGGGCAGCUGAUCCUGUACAGACAGAGCCACAGUAUGCAGACUGUGCUGUUCUUCCAUUGAGCACGAUGGCUGCACAGCAGUGGGAAGCGGAUCCUGCGGUGGUGCCCUGGAACAUGGCACUGGAGCCUGUGCCUCAGGAAGAGGCUCCCAUGUGGCCCUUUGAAGGCCUUGAGCAGCCUCCCCCAGUGGAAAUACCCUAUCACGAAAUCUUGUGGCGAGAAUGGGAGGAUUUCUCCACCCAGCCAGAUGCUCAAGGCCUGGAGGCAGGGGAUGGCCCUCAGUUCCAGUUCACUCUGAUGUCUUACAACAUCCUGGCUCAGGAUCUGAUGCAGCAGAGCUCCGAGCUCUAUCUGCAUUGCCAUCCAGACAUCCUAAACUGGAACUAUCGCUUCGCCAACCUCAUGCAGGAAUUCCAGCACUGGGACCCCGAUAUCCUGUGUCUCCAGGAAGUCCAGGAAGACCAUUACUGGGAGCAGCUGGAGCCCUCUCUGCGGAUGAUGGGCUUUACCUGUUUCUACAAGAGGAGGACUGGAUGUAAAACAGAUGGCUGUGCUGUCUGCUACAAGCCCACCAGAUUCCGUCUGCUCUGUGCCAGCCCAGUGGAGUACUUCCGGCCAGGCUUAGAGCUCCUCAACAGGGACAAUGUGGGCUUAGUGUUGUUGCUGCAGCCACUAGUUCCAGAAGGCCUGGGGCAAGUCUCAGUGGCUCCACUGUGUGUGGCAAAUACUCAUGUCCUAUACAACCCACGCCGGGGUGAUGUCAAGCUGGCCCAAAUGGCCAUUCUCCUGGCUGAGGUGGACAAAGUGGCCAGGUUGUCAGAUGGGAGCCACUGCCCUAUCAUCUUGUGUGGGGACCUGAAUUCCGUGCCUGACUCACCUCUCUACAACUUCAUCAGGGAUGGAAAGCUCCAGUAUGAUGGGAUGCCAGCCUGGAAGGUGUCUGGACAGGAAGACUGCUCCCAUCAGCUUUACCAGAGGAAGCUGCAGGCCCCACUGUGGCCCAGCUCCUUGGGCAUCACUGACAGUUGUCAGUAUGCCACAUCCUGUCGUCCUAAGAGAUUAGAGAGACGAAAGUACGGCCGAGAUUUCCUGUUACGUUUCCGCUUUUGCAGCAUCGCUUGUCAGCGACCAGUAGGAUUGGUUCUCAUGGAAGGAGUGACAGACUCUAAGCCAGAUAGACCUGCUAAUUGGGCCGAAUGUGUCCUUGAGGAAGACACAUCUGAAUUUGAGCCUGUCUUCCCCAGACCUAUAGGCACUAUCCAGCACUGCCUCCACCUGGCCUCAGUGUAUACCCACUUCCUGCCCCAGCAUGGCCGCCCAGAGGUCACCACAAUGCCCUUAGGUCUUGGGAUGACAGUGGAUUACAUCUUCUUCUCAGCUGAGUCCUGUGGGAAUGAGAACAGAGCUGAUCACAGGUUGGAUCGACAUGGAACUCUGAAGCUCCUGGGCCGCCUCUCCCUCCUCUCUGAAGAGAUUCUCUGGGCUGCCAACGGCUUACCCAAUCCCUUCUACUCUUCAGACCAUCUCUGCCUGUUAGCCAGCUUUGGCAUGGAAGUUACUGCCCCGUGACGACCCCCAGGGGAAGAGGGGCUUCUCUUCUGGAAGAGCUCACUGGAUUGACGACUGUGCAAAUGCCCUGUGCUGUGGAAACUUACAUCCUUUUCCCUUGUUCUUUCCUGCCUGUGGUUAGACUUUCUCCAAGCCUAUCCAUGUGCUCUGCCUAUGGUCCCUGCUACACCCCAGCCUCUUCCUAAUCCUGUGCCACAUGCUUGGUGGCCCUGGGAGAGGCGGAAAGGUUUCCCCCUUUCAUGUACCCAGCACUCCCCUUGAUUUUUAAUGACCAGGGUUGCGGGAGCUAUUGAUCUCAUUGGUUAUUUGCUUUCGGGCCAUUUCUUGGUGGCACCUUCUGACUAACCUCAUACCCUUCAUGACCUGUUGGCCAAGCCCUCUUGCCAGGAAUGCAUGUGUCCUCUUGGGGUAACACUGGGCUAGGGGCAGGUUGAAAACAUGGCCCAAAAGCCAGCAGGUAUAUUUAUUUGUCCUUGUCACCCUUUACCUUGGGUUUCAUUAGUCAGGACACACUUGUUAGCUGGGCUUAGGGAGUUCAUGACCCACAGCCUGGACCAGCAGAUCAGGGCAUGCACUAUAUACUAUACCUCAGAGCUCCCCAUAGGCCUGGUAAUUUUGGCAGGACUCAUUCUUUGCUCCAGAGUGCCCUGAGGGAGGCAGAAAUUAAAGCCUUGUGUGGAGUUCAGUAGGUGGGAUAGUGGUAUGAAAUUUAAAACAUUUUAAGGAUGGGGAGAAGAAACCUUCAGGAAACUCUAUCUGUGACUGGACUUUGCAGAACUGGACUAGAGUUGGAAUUCCUGUAGGAAAGAGCUGGAGGCUCUGUAGCUGCCUUAGGCAGGACUCAAGCCCUGAGGGGCUUACUUUUAUUUGUUCUGCACACCUAAAAAGCAGUUUUCCGUUCCUUUCUUCACACUACUUUUAUUUCUUGUCUCCUACCUUCCCUGGUCCCUUCAGUUUUCUUUCUGCAGAAGCCUACUAUUAGCUCAGGUCAAACCAUCUCAACAAAAGGCUAGCUUUGGGCAGCAUGGGUGGCUGUAUUUGAGGAGUUGCUUUGUCCAGCAAAGCCUCAGUGCUUAGAGCCUCUGCUCUCCCUCCCCAAACAUGGGGUCUCCUAGCCACUCAGGGUCCCCUCUAGCACACACUGUGUGCCACCUGCAUGCCUUACUCUAAUUGUUGGGAUGUGGCCUAGGGUGUCCUUGGGCCAGCUCCUCCCCACACUUCUAAUUUAGAGUGGCUGUUGCCCUGUUCCAUCUCCAUGAGGAGGAGGGCCAAGAGGUUACAGUCAGGUGAUGGUGGGCCAGUGUUAGUGUUCUUUCAUUUAUUUGAAUGCCAAAGACCCAGCUUGAACACUGCUACUGUGUGGCUGGUUGUAAGCUUUCCUUGACCAGUUUUUGGACAACUUCUUUCCUGUGUGUCUAUUGUAAAUUGUUUUCUGGGUACUGGACGUGGGUCUGUCUGAGCCCCAGGCCUGUCUGUCCACAAUCCCCCAUUCACUGUGUCUCUUUCUAGGCAUUUCCGGAGGUGGUCUCAAGAUAAUGUCCUGUUGGUUCCUAUCUGUUUCCUCUGCCAGGAAAUGCAGGUUCAAACUGCAAAACAUGGCAGAGGACCAGAGCUUUUCUUUUUUGUUUCUGUUUUAGAAAUGAAGUGGGGGUUUAGAUAUUUGAAUUGCACUCUGCAGCAUGCAGAACUGGGUAACAACAUUUUUUCCAAAUAAAAGUUUACCUUCCCCUCA
This is a messenger RNA of Jaculus jaculus (lesser Egyptian jerboa), 3761 nucleotides long. It is a transcript of the gene Angel1, whose product is annotated as angel homolog 1. Lineage: Eukaryota; Metazoa; Chordata; Mammalia; Rodentia; Dipodidae. The transcript is spliced from 10 exons. The record is from RefSeq and is a predicted model, not a curated record. Gene Ontology annotation, molecular function: 3'-5'-RNA exonuclease activity. Bases 32 to 2029 code for a protein of 665 amino acids.